This is a messenger RNA of Elgaria multicarinata webbii, 5542 nucleotides long. RefSeq names its product tousled like kinase 2 (gene TLK2). The coding region runs from base 425 to 2677 and encodes 750 amino acids. The transcript has 22 exons. Gene Ontology annotation, biological process: chromosome segregation; peptidyl-serine phosphorylation; intracellular signal transduction. Gene Ontology annotation, molecular function: ATP binding; protein serine/threonine kinase activity. Gene Ontology annotation, cellular component: nucleus; perinuclear region of cytoplasm. The record is from RefSeq and is a predicted model, not a curated record. NCBI's taxonomy places the organism in Eukaryota, Metazoa, Chordata, Lepidosauria, Squamata, Anguidae.
AGGGCGGGGAAAGGGGGUGUAUAGACUUUGGGGGAGUGAAAUGUGGGGGGGCUACCCCGCCCCCGUUGAUCGCAACUUGCAACACCCCCCCCACACCUGAAUCUUUUUUUUGUAAACCCCCCCCCCCAAGCCUAUGCUACCCACUUCCCUUCCCUCUCUAAUCCCUUCCUUCGAGAAAAGAAGGUGGAGAGUCCCUCAAUCCUCCCGAGAACGAGAUUACUUUUUCCCGGCGCGGAGUCUACGUGAGGCCGAGGAUUUUGCGGCCUGCAUCGUUCUUGGUCUCUGCUGAGAAAACGCCGCAGCUGUUGCCCCCCUUCUCCUCCAGCGGUCCCUCCUUCUCUCCCUCCCCAUCUUCUCCUUGUAGCCAAAAGGGCCCGCCACUGGCUAGGCAGAAGUGGAGCCUAGCCGAGCCACCACAGCAGAUAUGAUGGAAGAAUUGCAUAGCCUGGACCCACGAAGGCAGGAACUGUUGGAGGCCAGGUUCACUGGAGCAGGCGUUGCAAAGGGUCCCUUGAACAGUGAAUCUUCUAAUCAGAGUUUGUGCAGUGUGGGCUCUCUGAGCGACAAGGAGUUGGAGACUCCUGAGAAAAAACAGAAUGACCAGCGCAACAGGAAGAGGAAAGCGGAACCUUUUGAGACCAGUCAAGGCAAAGUCACUCCAAGGGGACAUAAAAUUAGUGAUUAUUUUGAGUUUGCUGGGGGAAGCGGUCCAGGAACGAGCCCUGGAAGAAGCGUGCCAACUGUUGCACGUUCAUCACCACAGCAUUCCUUAUCAAAUCCCUUACCUCGGCGUAUGGAGCAGCCGCUUUACGGGGUAGACAGCAGCGCAGCCAAGGAACUUCAGGAGGAGCAUUCUGCUCUGCCAACGUUGGUGUCUGCAAUGCUGGCGAAACAGCGGCUAGAGGGCGAGCAGCUGGCCCAGAGGGGUACAAGCCUCUGUUUUCCAUUUACUUCGGCCCAGCAAGGCAGUCCUUCUUCAACAGGUUCGGGGAACACAGAGCAUUCUUGCACCUCCCAAAAACAGAUUUCCGUCCAGCAUAAACAGACACAGUCUGAUCUUACAAUGGAGAAAAUAUCUGCAUUAGAAAACAGUAAGAACUCUGACCUGGAGAAGAAAGAAGGCAGAAUAGAUGACUUAUUAAGAGCAAACUGUGACUUAAGGCGACAGAUAGACGAACAACAAAAAAUGCUUGAGAAGUACAAAGAACGGUUGAAUAGGUGUGUGACAAUGAGCAAGAAGCUCCUUAUAGAAAAGUCAAAGCAGGAAAAGAUGGCAUGCCGAGAUAAGAGUAUGCAGGAUCGGUUGCGGCUGGGUCACUUUGCUACAGUCCGGCACGGGGCCUCUUACACUGAGCAGUGGACAGACGGCUACGCUUUCCAGAACCUUAUCAAGCAACAAGAGAGGAUAAAUUCCCAAAGGGAAGAAAUAGAAAGGCAACGGAAAAUGUUAGCGAAGCGAAAGCCGCCUGCGAUGGGGCAGGUCCCUCCAGCAACCAAUGAGCAGAAGCAGCGCAAGAACAAGACCAACGGAGCAGAAAAUGAGACGUUAACAUUAGCAGAAUAUCAUGAACAAGAGGAAAUUUUCAAGCUCCGGCUAGGUCAUCUUAAAAAGGAAGAAGCAGAAAUUCAGGCAGAACUGGAGCGGUUAGAAAGGGUUAGAAAUCUGCAUAUCAGGGAAUUGAAAAGGAUACAUAAUGAAGAUAAUUCACAAUUUAAAGACCACCCAACACUAAAUGACAGAUACUUAUUGCUACAUCUCCUGGGAAGAGGGGGAUUUAGUGAGGUAUAUAAGGCAUUUGAUUUAACAGAACAGAGAUAUGUAGCAGUAAAAAUUCACCAGUUAAAUAAAAACUGGAGGGAUGAAAAGAAAGAGAACUACCACAAGCAUGCAUGUAGAGAGUACAGAAUCCACAAAGAGCUGGAUCAUCCUCGCAUAGUUAAGCUGUAUGACUAUUUCUCGUUGGACACUGACUCGUUUUGUACAGUGUUAGAGUACUGUGAGGGGAAUGAUCUGGAUUUCUACCUGAAACAGCACAAAUUAAUGACAGAGAAAGAAGCCCGGUCUAUAAUCAUGCAGAUUGUGAAUGCUUUAAAAUAUUUAAAUGAAAUCAAGCCACCCAUUAUUCACUACGAUCUCAAGCCAGGUAAUAUCCUUUUGGUAAAUGGUACUGCAUGCGGUGAAAUUAAGAUCACUGACUUUGGCCUCUCAAAGAUCAUGGACGAUGACAGCUACAACUCAGUCGAUGGCAUGGAGCUGACAUCGCAAGGGGCUGGCACUUACUGGUAUCUACCACCAGAGUGUUUUGUUGUUGGGAAAGAGCCUCCAAAGAUUUCCAAUAAAGUUGAUGUUUGGUCAGUGGGAGUUAUCUUCUAUCAGUGUCUCUAUGGCAGAAAGCCUUUUGGUCACAACCAAUCACAGCAAGAUAUUCUUCAGGAGAACACAAUCCUUAAAGCUACAGAGGUGCAGUUUCCUCCAAAGCCAGUGGUAACACCAGAAGCAAAGGCAUUUAUCAGACGGUGCCUGGCAUACCGGAAGGAAGAUCGGAUAGAUGUCCAGCAGUUAGCUUGUGACCCCUACUUGCUUCCUCACAUCCGCAAAUCUGUAUCAACAAGCAGCCCAGCUGGGGCUGCUAUUGCCUCAACGUCUGGAUCCUCUAAUAAUAGCUCUUCAAACUGAGCAGGAACAAUAGGCCAAAUAUAUAUAAAUAUAUCCAGAACUGGAGAAAGAAACCAAGAGAGUCAGACGCGUUUUGAGAAUGCAGCCUUGAGAUCAGCAAGGAAUCCACAAAAUGGCCUCAAGAAACCGGUAUCAGGUUCUUUGUUUUUCUCUUGUGUUCUUGUCCCAUCCGUAGAACAAGGCAUCAUUGAUUCUCAGCAAGGAAGGAUGUAUGGCAGCUUAAGUAAAGCUAAGUGGCCAAGGAAGAGGAGAUGGGUUGGUCUAGUGCUGAGUAACUGCAGAGGCGCUAACCGCUCUGGGCAGUGGAGGAAAAGGUGGUUCCAUGUACUGUGAAUGUCCAAACAGCACAGACCGGGGGUGUGGUUCCAUGACACAGGGCGCACACGCUUUGUGUGGAGAAUUGCGGACUUGGCGGCAGGGUAAAGAGGCUUGACUUAGUCCAUUGUCAAUAUUUAAAACAUGUUCUUUUCUUUCAAAUUUUCAGCGACAUCUCAUUGGAGGGAAGGGAAAGUAAAACAGAGCUCAGUGCUGUGAGGUCCUACUGGGGAGGUUGGCAUAGGACUCUUGUGUCCUUUGAAAGGGAGCCAAGCAUCCUGCCUGUUGACAGCACCAGAUUCUAAAGUAACAAUUUGUAUUGGUUUAUUUGGUUAUCAGAUGAACUAACUACCAGGUCAAUGCGGCAGCCCCUCCCCCUGCUCCUUAGGUUGACCUCAUAUUCUUUGUGUGGGGGAGUGCGAUAUAAUGCAGAGAUUGCAUUAAAGCUGUGAGCAUCCAUUUCUCUUCCCCCACGCUCCUCAGCCUGCACACGUAGAAAGAAGCUGCUGCUUCUUGACAGGCACUUGACGGUUGUGCCCCUUCCCCCCCCCACACAAAUAAAUCUAAGUGGUUUUUUGUUUGUUUUUUAAAGGCUUUUCUCAUUUGGUUCUCUGUCCCAUUCACUUGGGUCUGUCUUAUUCUCUUUAACAGACACACAGAUGCUGGCUCUGGCAAAACACUCUAGUCAAAGCACCUCCCCCCCUCUCUCUUUUCCAUGUCCCUUUUUUAAUAUUUACUUUCUGUACUGUCUGCUGUGUUAACAGCCCAGAGGCAUUCUCAAGAACAAGCAGACUUUCUGAUCUUAAAUCUUGUAUUCCAAUCCUUUAUCCAUUAAAAGGUUUGGGGUGUUUUGUUUUGUUUUUAGUUCUUGACUUUUUUAUCUUUAAGAAAAACAUUAAAACCAAAGAAGAAUCCAGUUGCUAGAAACUUGUGGUAGAAUGCUGUUCCCGCAUGUGGCCAAAAUGAUGUGUGUUGAAAAUAUUUAAGUAAUGUAUGGUCAGGGUCAGCCAGGACUCCCAAUUCUUCACCCACCCACAACAGAUGAUUCCCAGUCCUUCCUCCUUACCUUCCCACUGGCAGUGGUGCACAUGGAAGCAGUGGGGCGAGGCAAGUGGAAUCUAGCCCUAUUGAGAUUUAGACAGAGAAGCAUGGGAGAACAGAGCUGAGAAGAAGAGGCUGUAUGUGCAUGUGUGUAGGCAUACACACACACCUCUAGCUAUUUCUACAGGUCAGGUGGAUAGGACCUAGUUGCUGAGUGUAGAUUCCAUCCUUCCUUCCCUAGUAGCUCAGUCACCAGGAGAAAUAUACCAUUUCCCCAGUAGGUGAGCCCAUUCCUCUUUUCAAACGUCAUUAAAUGAUUCUGCACAAGGAAGUGAGGAAAUUGGUACGUCAUUGUCACAACUGAAGGCACUGCAAGUCAUGAUGCUUAUUUUAAACAAAAAAUCUCAUCCCAAUCAGGUGCCACAAGUGUAAAUUUUUGGUGUGGUGGGUUUUUCCCAUGAGUGUGUAAUGAUCUGUGCCUCGGAACUGGAGGAGUGGUUAUUAUUUUUUCUCUGGUGGAAGAGCUGAUAUUUAGACCCCUUCUUAUUGGGCACAGAAAGUAGGUGUAAUCUGGGGACAGAGAGGGGAGCAUACCAGUGGGUUCUCCAGGGUUUCCUGGCUUCUGGUAGAGCUCAUUCCUUCACCCCCACCCCCACCCCACACAUACACACAGCAAAUAAUUUGCCUCUGAACAUGUUUGAAAGAAAAGUUAUUUGUUUUGUCAUCUCUUCUUCCCCACCCCCACCCCAGCCUCUUCUUUUAGGGUUUGGCCAUGCCAGUGUUACUGAUAGCUCUUUCACCAAACAGCAGCUUGGAGCCAUAGACGAACUGGUAAAGUGCAGAGGGAGUUGUCAUGGCUGCCACGGCAAUGUACAACAGCUAUAUGCUUGUUAGGGACAAUAAACAUUGAUCUCUCAACCACGGUUGGAUUGAGUUCAUCUUAUUUUUCUGCAGCUGAGUUCAAGACGUGAAUCAGACUGCCCAUGGUAAAUGCUGAGACCUAACAUCUUAGCGUUUGCUUUCCCUUGUUAAAAAUUAACCAAGUCUUCUCUUUGGACAGGUUAAAAUUUGCAUUGGCCAGUUUGUCAUUUUGCUAAUUCUUGAUCAUCCACAAAGAACCCUAUCCCAAAUGAAACUAAUUUAAUUUUGUUAAUGACUUAGUCAUACAUUGUAUUUGUUCCAUUUUCUCCUCUCCUCAAAUUGUAGUGGCUGUCAGAUAUUUCAGUCCCUAUUAGUGUGCCUGAGUAGGAGCCUCUAUCUUUCCAUGGCAUUCAUCACUGAAGCAAGUUAGAUCGCUCUGGAUAAGAAAUGCAGACUCUGACUUUUUAAAAAAGUUAUUGCUGAAAUGGGUUUUAUUUCAGGUAACCAACCUUUUUUUUAUUGCCACACCAGUUUAUUGAAAGGGAAAAGGAAAAGUGUAUGGAUUUGUAACUUGAAACGAGGCCAGACUGUUUUGGCUUUGCCCAUCAGACAAAAAUAUGGAUAUUAAACAAGUUUUAAGAAACUGAA